Messenger RNA from Phalacrocorax carbo (great cormorant), 765 nucleotides. Lineage: Eukaryota; Metazoa; Chordata; Aves; Suliformes; Phalacrocoracidae. The record is from RefSeq and is a predicted model, not a curated record.
GUGGGAUGGGGGGGGUGAGGCAGCCCUGCUGCCCCCCUCCAACCCUCCUGACCCCCCCCCCCGCUGCCCCCCGGCCCCCCAGGCCUGUCGUGCCCCAGCUGGCCCCCCCCAAGAUCCCCGAGGGGGAGCGGGUUGACUUCGAUGACAUCCACCGCAAGCGCAUGGAGAAGGACCUGCUGGAGCUGCAGACCCUCAUCGACGCCCACUUCGAGCAGCGGCGCCGCGAGGAGCAGGAGCUGGUGGCCCUGAUGGAGCGGAUUGAGCGCCGUCGGACCGAGCGCAACGAGCAGCUGCGGAGCCGGACGGAGAAGGAGCGGGAGCGGCAGGCGCGGCUGGCGGAGGAGAGGCUGCGCAAGGAGGAGGAGGAGGCCAAGAAGCGAGCGGAGGAUGACGCCAAGAAGAAGAAAGUGCUGUCCACCAUGCCCCACUUCGGGGGGUACCUGGCCAAGGCGGAGCAGAAGCGGGGCAAGCGCCAGACGGGCCGGGAGAUGAAGCUGCGGAUCCUGGCCGAGCGCAAGCGGCCCCUCAACAUCGAGCACAUGCGGGAGGACGAGCUCAGGGUCAAGGCCAAGGAGCUCCACGACUGGAUCCACCAGCUCGAGUCCGAGAAGUUCGACCUGAUGGAGAAGCUGCGGCGGCAGAAAUACGAGAUCAACGUCCUGUACAACCGCAUCAGCCACGCUCAGAAAUUCAAGAAGGUGGUCGGGAAGGGCCGCGUCGGCGGCCGUUGGAAGUGACCCCGCCCCCAAUAAACGUCACGUCCGG